Messenger RNA from Myotis myotis, 714 nucleotides. It is a transcript of the gene NKX2-8, whose product is annotated as NK2 homeobox 8. Bases 1 to 714 code for a protein of 237 amino acids. Gene Ontology annotation, molecular function: RNA polymerase II cis-regulatory region sequence-specific DNA binding; DNA-binding transcription factor activity, RNA polymerase II-specific. Gene Ontology annotation, cellular component: nucleus. The transcript is spliced from 2 exons. Gene Ontology annotation, biological process: regulation of transcription by RNA polymerase II; cell differentiation. Lineage: Eukaryota; Metazoa; Chordata; Mammalia; Chiroptera; Vespertilionidae. The record is from RefSeq and is a predicted model, not a curated record.
AUGACCGCCGCCGGACGCCUCAGCUUCACCGUGCGCAGGCUCCUGGAUUUACCCGAACAGGACGCGCAGCACCUGCGGCGGCGGGAGCCCGAGCUGCGCGCCCCGGGUCCCGGCCCCUGCCCCUCCUGGCUGGAACCCGAGCGCGGCCCCUACGCGUCCUCGGACGAGAGCAGCCCAGAGACCAGCCCGCCCGACUCCUCGCCGCGGCCGCCCGCUCAGCCCGCGUCUCCGAGCUCGGACGCCGAGAAGAGGAAGAAGCGGCGGGUGCUGUUCUCCAAGGCGCAGACGCUGGAGCUGGAGCGGCGCUUCCGGCAGCAGCGCUACUUGUCGGCGCCCGAGCGCGAGCAGCUGGCGCGCCUCCUGCGCCUCACGCCCACGCAGGUCAAAAUCUGGUUCCAGAACCAUCGCUACAAGCUGAAGCGCACGCGCGCGCCGGGGGCCGCGGCGUCGCCGGACUUGGCCGCCGCUGCGGAACUGAGCGCCGCGCCCGGCCUGCUGCGCCGCGUGGUGGUGCCGGUGCUGGUGCGCGACGGGCAGUCGUGCGGCGGCGGCAGCAGCGAGGUGGGCAUGGUCGCCCAGGACAAAACCGGCGCGCCCCCAGCCGCCGCCUGCCCUCUGCCCGGCUACGCCGCCUUCGGGCCCGGCCCGGCGCUCGGCCUCUUCCCCGCCUACCAGCACUUAGCACCCCCCGCCCUGGUCUCUUGGAACUGGUGA